Micromonas pusilla CCMP1545 is the source of this 2682-nucleotide messenger RNA. RefSeq names its product type II secretory pathway family protein. Lineage: Eukaryota; Viridiplantae; Chlorophyta; Mamiellophyceae; Mamiellales; Mamiellaceae. The transcript is spliced from 4 exons. Gene Ontology annotation, cellular component: membrane; chloroplast envelope. The record is from RefSeq and is a predicted model, not a curated record. Gene Ontology annotation, molecular function: ATP binding. Gene Ontology annotation, biological process: protein targeting; intracellular protein transport; protein import. Bases 1 to 2682 code for a protein of 893 amino acids.
AUGAAAGCGCUGAGCGGCGAGGCGCUGCGAGCCAAGACGAUCGAGUUCAAGCGACGGAUCUCCCCGAAGGGACCCGACGGCGCGCCCCCGUCCGAAACCCUGGACGACAUCCUCGUCGAGGCGUUCGCGGUCGUCCGCGAGGCGGCGCGACGCGAGCUCGACAUGCGGCACUUCGACGUCCAGCUCGUCGGCGGCGCGCUGCUCCACGACGGAUGCGUCUGCGAGAUGGCCACCGGGGAGGGAAAAACGUUAACCUCGACGCUCCCCGCCUACCUCAACGCGCUGACGGGCGAGGGCGUGCACGUCGUCACCGUGAACGACUACCUCGCGCGGAGAGACGCGGAGUGGAUGGGGCGCGUGCACAAAGCGCUGGGUCUGAGGGUGGGCGUGAUACAGCAGGACAUGGACGCGGAGGAGAGGCGGGACGCGUACGACGCGGACAUCACGUACGUCACGAAUCAGGAGAUCGGCUUCGAUUACCUCCGCGAUAACAUGGCGACCGAAGCGAGCGAGCUCGUGAUGCGACGACGGGUCAACUUCGCGAUCGUGGACGAGGUGGACAGCGUGCUCAUCGACGAAGGGAGGAACCCGCUGCUCAUCACCGGGCCGGCGACGGAGGGGGACGACGAGAUGCGAAAGUACGUCGUCGCGUCGGGCGUCGCGGCGCAGAUGCGAGAGGGGCUGGACUACACCGUGGACCGCAAGCAGAAGACCGCGGACCUCACCGAGCGCGGGAUGAUGGUCGCGGAGCAGCUUCUGGGGGUGGAGGACGUGUGGGACACGUACGACCCGUGGGGGCGGUACGUUUUACUCGCGGUGAAGGCCAAGGCGUUGUACCUGAGAGACGUGCAGUACAUCGUACGGGAAGGGCAGGUGAUGAUCGUGGACGAGAGCACGGGGCGCGUGCAGGCGAACCGGCGGUGGAACGAUAACAUUCACCAGGCGGUCGAGGCGAAGGAGGGCGUGGAGAUCAAGCGCGAGAACACGACCGUGGCGUCGAUAUCGUACCAGUGCCUGUUCAAGCUGUACGAGAAGCUGUCCGGGAUGACGGGCACCGCGUCCACGGAGGCGGAGGAGCUCUACACGACGUACGGGUUAAACGUGAUCACGGUCCCGACGCACCGGCCGAGCAAGCGGGUGGAUAAGCCGCACGCGAUGUUUCGAACCGCGGCGGCGCGGUGGAACGCGGUCGCGGACCUUGUCGUGUCGUGUCACUGGGAGGGGCGGCCGGUGCUCGUGGGGACGACGUCGGUGGAGCACUCGGAGUAUUUAUCGUCUCUGUUGUCCGAGUAUCGGUGGCGAGCCUCGGACGGGCGGCUCGUGCAGGGCGUCCCGCACAAGCUUCUGAACGCGCGGCCGCAGCUCGCGGCGAGGGAGGCGGAGGUGGUGGCGCAGGCGGGGCGCGAGCACGCGGUGACGAUCGCGACCAACAUGGCGGGUCGCGGCACCGACAUCUGCGACGCGGAAGCCGUGCACGUGCGCGAGAAGGGCGGGUUACAAGUCAUCGGCACCGCGCUGCACGACUCGCGGCGGAUCGAUAACCAGCUGCGCGGCAGAGCCGGGAGGCAGGGCGACCCGGGGAGCACGAUCUUCUGUCUGUCCAUGGAGGACGAGCUCAUGGCGAUCUACUGCCCCGGGUGGGCCUCGAGUUCGGUGUGGGACUGGAGCGGCAUGGACGAGGACAUGCCUCUGUACUCCUCCGUCGUGGACAACCAGCUCGCGUCGAUACAGGCCAACAUCGAGGACUUCCACGCGUCGCAUCGCACGAGCACGUACGAGACGGAUCGCAUCAUCGACGGGCAGCGCGACGCGAUUUAUAACGUCCGACGACGCGUGUUGCUCGAAGGGCAGCAGCCGUUGCGCGAGCGUCUGUUUCGCUACGUCGAGUGGAUCGUCGACGACGCGUGCGAACGCGCGGGCGUGGACGGCCUGCGCGCGAUCGAGGACUGGGACACGGCGUUGAUCGCCGGCGACGCGAUGCCGCUUCAGACGCCGCUCCCGGGCUUGGAGGCGAGGCCAGAAGUGAUCACCGCCGCGCUCCAGGGCGUCGAGAUCGUCGACAUGAACCCGCUGACGAACCCCGCGAAGGUGACGGACACGGAGCCGGAGGCGAGGGAGGAGGAGGUGGCGGCGCGCGUGGAGCGACGCAUGGAGUUCGCGCGCCUGUCGCAGAACUACGACCGCGCGGACUUGGAGUCCGUGGAGCGGGUGUGGGUGUUACGCGCCAUCGACGAGCGGUGGCAGAGGCACCUCGUGGAGAUGCAAGUGCUUCGAAACUCAGUCAACGUCCGCGCGUUCGGCCAGCUGGACCCGAUGGAGGAGUACAGGAUCGACGGCGCGCGGAGUUUCGUGGACAUGGUGCGAGACAUGCGACGCAAGACGCUCGCGCACGUGUUCUUCUUCGUCGGCAGCGCGGUGGAGCCCGUGAUGGAGUUUGACGAGGAAGAGGUGGAGAAGAGACGCGCGGCGGAGGCGGCGGCGGAGGCGGCGGCGGUUCGCGCCGCCGCCGCCGCGGGCGGGACGCCCAUCUCCGAGGCGUUCGCGAGGGACGACGACGCGCGAUUGCGGGAGAGAGAGGAGGUGCUGCGGGCGAGGGAGAACGACGAGGUCGUCGCGAAGACGAUGAUCAUGAGGAAGCCCGGCGAGGAGGAGGACGGCGGAGGGAAGGGUGGCGAGAGAUAG